AUGAGUCUCUGCAGUUGGAAUGCUCGAGGUUUGGGGAGCCCUCGAGCAUUCCGUAAUCUCUCCCUGCUGGUCAAGCAACAUCAGCCCAUGAUGUUGUUUGUUAUGGAGACAAAAUUGCCUGCUGGACGUGGAACAGACCUCAAGCACAAGCUUCGUUUUGAUAGUGUUUUAGAGGUGCCUAGGCAGGGUUUUGGGGGAGGGAUUUUACUUUUUUGGAAAGACUGUAUUGAUGUUAAUGUAAUUUCUUACUCCCUUAAUCAUGUGGACUGUAUUAUAAAUAAUUUUAAUGGCAAAGCUUGGCACUUUUCUGGUUAUUAUGGUUCUCCUUAUGUUAAUCUUAAAUCUGUUACUUGGACCUUACUCAAUCGUUUAUUUGAUACUGCACCUCUUUUGCCGUGGUUAGUUAUGGGUGAUUUCAAUGAUUAUCUCUCUUUAAAUGACAGGAAUUUCUCUCUCAGUCCCCCUCCUCAUGUUAUGCAUUCUUUCCAUGCUUUCCUUGAUAAACAUAAUCAUGCUCCCAUACCUCAUGUUGGGCCUAAAUUUACUUGGAAGCAUGGUUCUAUCCUUGAGCGUCUGGAUUGGUGUACUUCAAAUCAACUUUGGAGAGACCUCUUUCCUCAUGCUACUCUCUUCCAUCUAGGGUUUUAUGGUUCUGAUCAUAGAGUUUUGAAGAUCAUGUUUCAAGACCCUCAUUUUGCCGCUCAAAGAUCUAAUCGGUUUCAUUUUGAAAAUCAUUGGCUGAAAGAUCCCUCGUUUUCAAACCUUCUUAUUUCUUCCUGGGCUAACUCUAGGAAUUCUGCUUCAUCUCCCUUGCAGCUCUUUCUCGACAAACAAUCCAACUGUGUUGCUACAAUUAGGAAUUGGAGUAAAUCUCAGCACCCUAUCAAGCUCCAAAUCUCUCAGACUCAAGCUGAACUCGAUACCCUGUUGAAUGCUUCCCACCACUCUCCCAAUUCCCUCUCCCUCAUAGCCUCCCUCCAAUCUAGAUUGGAUGGCCUCCUCCUCAAGGAUGAAAUAUACUGGAAACAGCGUUCCAGAGUUGAUUGGCUACGUGCUGGAGACAAAAACACAAAAUUCUUCCACCACCGUGCCUCCACUCGAAAAAAGAACAACUUCAUUCGCCUCAUUACCCUUCCUGAUGGAUCUACAUCUCAUGAUCAUGCCACUAUCACUUCCCAAUUUCUUCACUUUUUCAAUUCUCUCUUCACCUCUCAAGGGGUUUGUGAAGUUGCUGUCAAUACUCUUCUCCAAGGGAUCCCCAAUAGGCUAUCAACUCAUCAAGUUGAUUUUCUAGACGAGCCUUAUACAGAAGUGGAAGUUAAAAAUGCGUUAUUUAGCCUCUCUGUGGACAAAGCUCCGGGGCCCGAUGGCCUCAACUCGCUUUUUUACAAACGUAACUGGUCCACUCUUGGCACUGAUUUCACUAAGGCCAUGCUUCACAUUCUUAAUCAUCAGGGGGAUAUCUCUUCCAUCAAUCAAACCAUCAUUGUCCUCAUCCCUAAAAAGAAAAACCCAAAGAAUGUUCGUGAUUUUCGACCGAUUAGUCUUUGCAACACUUUCUAUAAGUGUCUUUCCAAAAUUAUUGCAAAUCGGUUAAAACUUGUGCUUCACUCCAUUAUCAGUAUCAAUCAAAGUGCUUUUCUCCAAGGACGCCAAAUUACUGAUAACAUUCUCCUUGCCAAUGAAAUUAUUCACGCCAUUCAUUCUAGACGAUCGGGGAAGAUUGGAUGGGCAGCUAUUAAGCUUGAUAUGGAGAAGGCUUUUGACAGAGUGGAAUGGCCUUUUUUAAAUCAUUUGCUCAAUCAUGUUGGUUUCCCCUGCCAGUUUUCAUCUCUGAUAAUGCGUUGUCUUUCCACGGUUCAAUUUCGUCUUUCCAUUAAUGGCUAUCUUACCGACCCUUUUCAUUCAACGCGUGGUAUUAGGCAAGGGGAUCCCCUUUCUCCCUAUCUUUUCCUUUUAAUUGCCGAGGGCCUUUCUGCAGCAAUUCGUUUGCAAGAAACUCAGGCUCUGUUUUCUGGCAUUCAAAUUUGCAGGGGUGCCUCACCAUUGUCUCAUCUCUUGUUUGCUGAUGAUAGCAUGGUUUUCUCACCUGUCCAUCCUCAGGCCAGUGCUUCCCUAAAUGUUAUUCUUGAUCUCUACAAUAAGGCUACAGGCCAAUUGGUGAAUAGAGAAAAAUCCUCCAUUCUCUUCUCCCCCAAUACCUCUGCUGAGGCCCAGUAUCAAUUUCGUCAUGAUCUUCACCUUAUGGGAGAAGGUUUCAUUAGUAAGUACCUCGGCGCUCCCCAUUGUGUUGGCAGGGUCUCCAAUUCCAUGUUUCACUACCUGCUUCAAAAAGUUUCAUCCAAACUUAACUCAUGGAACGAAAAAUUUUUCUCUAGGGCUGGUAAGGAGACUCUUAUUAAAGCGGUGGUCCAAGCUAUUCCCUCUUUUGCAAUGUCCUGUUUCAAAGUCCCCAAAUCGAUUUGUUCUAAAAUUCAAAGCUUGAUUGCUAAAUUUUGGUGGGGAUCCCAAGGCACUAACAAAGUUCACUGGAAAAACUGGGAUUCUAUUUCUGUUUCAAAAUUUUUUGGGGGCCUGGGGUUCCGUAUUCUUUCUUCUCAUAACCAAGCUCUCUUAGCUAAGCAGGCUUGGCGUAUUUGGAAUGAUAGGAAUUCCUUUCUCCAUUCUGUCCUAAAAGCUCGAUAUUUCAAAAAUUCUGAUUUCAUGAAUGCCCCUCCUGGUCACAACUCUUCUUUCACCUGGAGAAGUAUUCUUUGGGGUCGACAUUUGCUUCAAAAGGGGUUGGUUUGGAAGAUUGGCACUGGAACUAGUAUUCCCUUAUCUGCUCCCAAUUGGAUUCCCAACAUUCAGCACCCUAUCCUCUUGCACUCUCUCCACCAGUCUCAAGCUUUUGUCUCUUUCUUCAUAAAUGAUGACUCAACUUGGAACACCCGUAAGCUUCAACAUUACUUCCCUUCAUACCAAGUUGACCGUAUCCUCACAACCCCCAUUGACCCUGCAUCCUCAGAUUCGCUCAUUUGGGGUUUUCACUCCUCAGGCAUUUUAACAGUCAAAUCUGCUUAUCAUCUUGCCUGCUCUCUUGAUUCUGUUCAGGUUCCCUCCUCUUCCAAUCCUAAUCCGUACCUUCAUUGGUGGAAAACCCUUUGGUCCAUUCCUGUUCCUCCCAAGAUUAAACAUUUUAUUUGGAGGGCUUUCCACCAUAUAUUGCCAUGUUCUCUCAAUCUUUUCCUUAAAAGGAGUCUCCCUCACCCAACUUGCUCAAUCUGUGGACACGACAAGGAAUCAGUCUCUCAUGCCCUUAUUGGUUGCACAAGAGGAAAGUCUAUUUGGAAAUCUUCAACAUUUAAACAGUUUUACUUGUCUUAUUAUAGAAGUGACAUUAAGGAUUUUCUUUUACAGGCUUUUCAUGUUAUGUCUAAACAGGAUUUCCAAGUCUUUAUUACUUUCAUUUGGCAGAUUUGGAAUACACGAAACUCUGUUCUUUUCAAAAAGCAUCAUACUACUAACAACGUGGAAGAAUUUGUUGUCAAUUAUUUGCAGGAAUACAAUGAUGCUCAACACUCCCAACAACAUCACACUCAGCCAUCAGAAGUUACAAGCAUCACUCAGUCCUCUCAUCAGCAUUGCCUUCUUUCCUUGUCACCUGAUACUCCUGCUCUUUUUGUAGAUGCAGCCAUUGACCAUCAUAAAGGCCUAACUGGUACUAGUUUUGUCUUUAAACGUGGAUAUCAGACUGUGUUGGCUUCUCAAUACCGUAGGCUGCCUGGUGUUGUCUCGCCCAUUUUCUCAGAAGGUCAAGCUCUUUUACAAAGUCUCAAGUGGUGCAUCGACUCCCAGUUUACACCUCAAGUCGUUUUCUCUGAUUGUCUAAACUUAGUCUCAAAAGUAAAUGGAGAUUGGCAGGACAAUUCUGCUCUUUCUGGUUUAGUUUCCCGCAUUCGAUUGCUCUUCUCGAACUUCCCUAGUGCUUCUUUGCAGUUCCUUCCUCGGCAGUUUAAUGUGGAAGCCCAUAAUUGUGCUCGUGAAGCUCUCAGGUCUAGAGAAGUGAGCUAG
Molecule: messenger RNA, 4053 nt
Organism: Cannabis sativa
Lineage: Eukaryota; Viridiplantae; Streptophyta; Magnoliopsida; Rosales; Cannabaceae
Exons: 1
Coding region: 1-4053 (1350 amino acids)
Molecular function (GO): nucleic acid binding; RNA-DNA hybrid ribonuclease activity
Source: RefSeq, a predicted model, not a curated record